UUUUUUUUUAAGUUGAUUUUCUCUUUUCUUUAGGAGAUCGGUCUGGAAACACCUCAGUGGUCUGCUUCAAAGAGUGCUCUUAAGGCUGCUCUCUGAUUGGCUCCUCUGUCCAGCCCACACCCAUUAAUUCUCACAGUAUCUCUCUUCUCUCAGGGUUUCACUCCGUAUCCUUGGCUGGCCUGGAACUCAAUAUGUAGACUAGACUGUCUUCAAACUCACAGGUAACCAAGCACUGAUUUCAGCCUUCUGAAUGCUGGAGAAUAAAGGUUUGCACCACAGCUUUUUACACACACACACACACACACACACACACACACACACACACAGAGAGAGAGAGAGAGAGAGAGAGAGAGAGAGAGAGAGAGCGCUUCCUCUAGGCUUUUCAAAAAAAGAAUUUUUAUGUGUAUGAGUACACUGUAGCUGUCUUCAGACACACCAGAAGAGGGCAUCAGAUCCCAUUACAGAUGGUUGUGAGUCACCACUCGGUUCCUGGGAAUUGAAUUCAGGACCUCUGCAAGAGGGGUCAGUGCUCCUAACUGCUUAGCCAUCUCUCCAGCCCUCUCCCUACUUUAAAGAGAAAUCUUAAAGGAUUUAAUUCUCUCUCCUCUAACCCGAAACUCAUAACCUUGAGGCCCUUUCAUUCUAAUAAACCUCAUCCUUCAUAUGAAUUAUGAAUUGUGUUGGCUUCCUUUCUGAGUUAAUGCCCCCCGCCCCCGAUAUUUAACAGGAGACACACUCUCGAGAAAGAAAAACCCACUCCAUAUUUUUUUUAAGUUAUUGUGUUGGGUCACAUUAGUAGCGCUCAUACGGUCCAUGCAGGGCUGGACACGCCGGACUGAUUCCUAUUACGCCUUCCAGCAAUGCAUACACAUGCUGCUUUGGGAAAGGGGGAAUCGCUGCAAUUUUUCAUUCUUCCAUUCACUUACCCCAAGUGCCACCAUAGGCUCGAUUACUCUACUCCCUCCCUAACCGGGCGUCUCACAGGGCAGAUGUUAUAAAGGAGCCACAAACUAUCAUCACUGUCCAUUCAUUGGCCAGAGCCUCGCUCGUAAGCUUUGCGGAGCUACUGUCCAACCGCCCAAGGCGCUCGGGAUUGGCCUACGUCAUUUCCUUAGUUCCGGACACAGUCCACGCAGUAACCUGUCUUUGCAGAGACUGAUAGGCGUGUCGGGCGGGACCAGAGCGCGCCCCACUCAGCGAAAGCUGCCGUCCCUCUUUGCCUUGAGCGCCGCAGCCCUGAGAAUCGCAUCUGGCUUGGAAACAGUCCUAAGACUGGAGUCUCGAAGAAAGCCGGAGACAGUCGCGAAGAACGGAGGACGCCCAGAGACUCUUCGGCUUCCCGGAAGUGGAACCGAGCAUACCCGGAAGGAGCUAAUCCCACCUGAAGAUUGCUGAGCACCCGCAGGCGUUAAGCCUAACGGAGUCCACGUCAUGGCGGCGGAUGGGACAGGUGUAGUCGGAGGAGGGGCUGUCGGCGGCCCCCUGUCCAAGGACGGUUUGCUGGAUGCUAAGUGCCCAGAACCAAUCCCCAAUCGGCGGCGCUCUUCCUCGCUGUCCCGUGACGCGCAGCGCCGAGCCUAUCAGUGGUGCCGGGAGUACCUGGGCGGAGCCUGGCGCAGAGCGCGGCCGGAGGAGCUGAGCGUUUGCCCCGUGAGGUCAGGGGUCAGCCUCACACUCCUCCGGCGGAGGCCUCAGCAACCUGCUCUUCCGAUGCUCGCUACCGAACCACGUGCCCAGUAUGGGCGGGGAGCCCCGGGAGGUGCUGCUACGGCUGUACGGGGCUAUCUUGCAGGGUGUAGACUCCUUGGUAUUAGAAAGCGUGAUGUUCGCCAUUCUUGCAGAGAGAUCUCUAGGGCCCCAACUUUAUGGAGUGUUUCCAGAGGGCCGCUUGGAACAGUACCUCCCAGUUACUGGGUACAGAGCCGGCCAUUGAAAACUCAAGAGCUCCGGGACCCAGUGUUGUCAGGAGCCAUUGCAACAAAGAUGGCCCGUUUCCAUGGUAUGGAGAUGCCCUUCACCAAGGAGCCCCGCUGGUUGUUUGGGACCAUGGAGCGGUACCUAAAGCAGAUCCAGGACCUGCCGUCCACUAGCCUUCCCCAGAUGAACCUGGUGGAGAUGUACAGCCUCAAGGAUGAGAUGAAUCACCUCAGGACGUUGCUAGACGCUACACCGUCCCCAGUGGUCUUCUGCCACAAUGACAUCCAGGAAGGAAACAUCUUACUGCUCUCAGAGCCAGACAGUGAUGACAACCUCAUGUUGGUUGAUUUCGAGUACAGUAGUUACAACUACAGGGGCUUUGACAUUGGGAAUCAUUUCUGUGAGUGGGUUUACGAUUACACUUACGAGGAGUGGCCUUUCUACAAAGCAAGACCUGCAGACUACCCCACUAGAGAACAGCAGCUCCUUUUCAUCCGUCAUUAUCUGGCGGAGGUUCAGAAAGGUGAGGUCCUCUCCGAAGAGGAGCAGAAGAAACAGGAAGAAGAUUUGCUGAUAGAGAUCAGCCGGUAUGCCCUGGCCUCUCAUUUCUUCUGGGGCCUAUGGUCCACCCUCCAGGCUUCCAUGUCCACUAUAGAGUUUGGCUACUUGGAAUACGCCCAAUCUCGGUUCCAGUUCUACUUCCAGCAGAAGGGGCAGCUGACCAGCUUCCUAUCACCUUGAGGAUCCAACCCCCACCUCAGAUUUCUCCUGGAGCCUCCGGGGCAGGCCCUCGGAGGGAGGGGCAAAGAGCAGAAGCCCCCAGAGCUUGGGCUGUGCCUCUAAGUGAGACUGUCGUUGAAGUAGCUGACCUCCGUACUCCUUUCUUAGUACUUGCCCAAGGGGGGCAUCUGACAGCCCCUGGGGCUGUGCACCUAAAUAAAUGAACUUCACAAAUACAA
Molecule: messenger RNA, 2876 nt
Organism: Rattus norvegicus (Norway rat)
Lineage: Eukaryota; Metazoa; Chordata; Mammalia; Rodentia; Muridae
Gene: Chkb
Product: choline kinase beta
Biological process (GO): phosphatidylethanolamine biosynthetic process
Molecular function (GO): choline kinase activity; ethanolamine kinase activity
Source: RefSeq, a predicted model, not a curated record